This is a messenger RNA of Prinia subflava (tawny-flanked prinia), 3915 nucleotides long. It is a transcript of the gene KCNV2, whose product is annotated as potassium voltage-gated channel modifier subfamily V member 2. Gene Ontology annotation, cellular component: voltage-gated potassium channel complex; membrane. The record is from RefSeq and is a predicted model, not a curated record. NCBI's taxonomy places the organism in Eukaryota, Metazoa, Chordata, Aves, Passeriformes, Cisticolidae. The transcript is spliced from 2 exons. Gene Ontology annotation, molecular function: voltage-gated potassium channel activity. Gene Ontology annotation, biological process: potassium ion transmembrane transport; protein homooligomerization. The coding region runs from base 1697 to 3403 and encodes 568 amino acids.
ACCCUUUUUCUUAUGCCUGAUUUAGUUUGCUUAGGAGAAAGAAACAACCUUGGAACUUGACAUGACUUUGCAUUAAGGUUUCUAUUCAAAGGACUCACCGUGGUAUGGUUUAAUGCUUAAAGCAAACUGCAAAGCAGGUUGGUGUCUCUAAAGAGGUACUGACAAUCCCUGUUAAUAGGGGCUUUACCUCUUCUGCAUCAAGAAAAAGAACAGGCAGGGGAGACAAAUUCACUUUCAAGCAGAGUUAAAUGCAAACAAUUCAGGCCUUAAACAGUGUAACUCAAAGAAACCUUGAACAGUUUAGUGUGAUCCACUCACUGAAAUACAGACAGAACAAAAGUGUUGCAAAAUGCUCAGCUAUGACAUCUUCCAUUUUGUCAAGAACUACUAAAUACAAAUACAAAAGGUACAGCUGAAGGUAAGGAAACAGGAGAAAAGGAGACAAUCUCAUAGCAACAGCAAUUGUUUCACAUAAGACGCCACCAAAACAACAGAAUAGGGGUCUGCAGAUGUAGGAACAUGAGACCAAUGUGGAAGAAAAGGAGCUUGAGGACAACCAAGUGAAGACACUAAUGAGCUGCUGCUUAAGAGUUUUAAGUCAGGUGCUAAAAGCAUACACAAGGAACCAGCAUUUUGUUGUGUGCAGCCCCUGCUCUACUGGACCUCCAGCUUAAUGAAGCUCCCACAGAAGUGCUCCCAGUGACAAGGGGAAGUAACCUGACUUUUGGGAUGCUCAUUGUCAGAGGAAUUGCUGGUGCCAGCUCAACCAGAGCUGAAGAUGAAACCUCCACCCAAACACAGGGAAAGCAUCUCUCCUGUCCUGCUAGUUACCCACUGCAGCUUUAUAUUACUCUAACAUAAUCUGCAAGAGAAACAGGAGUGGCUUUAUGCUGUUUCUCAGCAGCUCACGAAGAGUUUGAAGCUGGAAACCCCUUCACACUCUUGCCCUUUGCUUCCACUGAGCCCAGCAGAGCAUUAGACCUCCCAGAGUACACCCAAAGCUUCAGGCACAGACUGAAAUAUUCCUCAGCUCUUAACCAAAUGGAGGUAUCGUAACUGGGAAUAAAAUGAAAUUACUUUUAUUUGCUCACCUUUUGAAAACAUUUUAAGAGCUACUCCAGUGAGUUCCUACCCUUUGUCUGCAUAUCAAUUAUUCAUUAUUUCCCUUAAAGAAAACCAAGUUGUGCUAUGCUCAUGAGGACAGAAGAAAUCUGUAAUGCUCUCUUUCUCUCUGCCCCUCAUACAUUUUUAUUUGAGAUUAUUUUUAAUCCACAUAUACUUAAAAUAGGAAAAUGUGUGGGUUUUAUUAGCAAUAAAACUUCAGGGGAUUUUCCCCCCUACUGAUUUUUCAUAGAUUUAUGGAUCCAUAAUCAUUCACGUCACAGCCUCAGGGAAACGAGGCUUGAACAGGAUAAUAGCCCUUAAAUCCCCUCCUCUAAGCACUCAGAUCUUUGCUGUCAGCAAGAUUAAAACAGGCAACAGCAGUCUUCAUGUGUCUAUAUCCCACACAGAGCUUUCACAACAACUGGAGUGGUGGCUGGCAGGGAGAAAUAUGCAGAACCACUGCUGUGCAUGAUACUUCUGAGAUAAAGAUAGAAGCAAACCAGGUUGUCAGCUUUUGCAGUCUUGAAAAGGACUGGUGUUAACUGCCUGAUCGGGUGACUGCAAAGAGGGAAGAAGAGUAAGGAAUAACAUUAUGUUGCAGUUUAACAGGCAGCAAGAGUUUCCUCUCCUAAAACAUAAAGACAGAGAGAUGGAAGCACCAAACUUCCUCCCACAGCCCAGCAAGGGGAAGGAAAAGGAAGCUGUUCCUGUGGACAAGCAGAGUGUUUCCUCUGCCACCACUCCCUUGAAUGCCCAGCCCCUACUGCAACCAGGGAAUUACAACUAUUACAUGGAUGACGAAGAUGAGGAAGACGAAGAGAAAGAACAAGAAAAAUGGCCACACGAAGAUGCAUUUAAGGGAGAAAGCAAGGCCUCAUCAUUUAUUCCUUGCUCCCCCGCUCUUUCCCCUGGAGCUCCAUCCACAGCAUCUGCCCCGUCCGUGCUGAACAUCAACGUUGGUGGCCAAAGCUACCGCCUCACCUACCAAGCAGUGGCCACCUACCCCAAGACCCGCCUGGGCCGCCUGGCCACCUCCACCGACCGCCGCUGCCAGCUGGGGCUGUGCGACGACUACGCCGCCCAGGUGGACGAGUAUUUCUUCGACAGGGACCCAGCUGUCUUCCAGCUGGUGUACAACUUCUACGCCUCAGGCGUGCUGCGGGUGAGGGACGAGCUGUGCCCGCGCAGCUUCCUGGAGGAGCUGAGCUACUGGGGCGUGCGCCUCAAGUACACGCCGCGGUGCUGCCGCAUCUGCUUCGAGGAGCGCCGGGACGAGCUGAGCGAGCAGCUGAAGGUGCAGAGGGAGCUGCGCUCGCAGGCAGAGGCUGAGGAGAACGAGCAGCUCUUCCACCACAUGCGCUACUACGGCCCCCAGCGCUGGCGCCUCUGGAACCUCAUGGAGAAGCCCUUCUCCUCCGUCACCGCCAAAGUGAUGGCAGUGGCCUCCAGCUUCUUCGUGCUCAUCUCCGUGGUGGCCCUGGCGCUCAACACGGUGGAAGAGAUGCAGCAGGUGGACUGGAAGAGUGGGGACAGCCGGCCUGUCUUGGAGCACGUUGAGACCUUGUGCAUUGCGUUCUUCACCCUGGAGUACCUGCUGCGCUUGGUGUCCACGCCGGACCUGCGCCGCUUCGCCAGCAGUGCCCUCAACGCCGUAGACCUCAUUGCCAUCCUGCCCCUCUACCUGCAGCUGCUGCUGGAAUGCUUCACUGACGACGACCAGCCCCGUGGCCGGGGCUCCCAGCACGAGCACGACAUCGAGAAGGUGGGGCGGGUGAGCAAGGUGGGACAGGUGCUUCGCAUCAUGCGCCUCAUGCGCAUCUUCCGCAUCCUCAAGCUGGCCCGGCACUCCACGGGGCUGCGUGCCUUCGGCUUCACCCUGCGCCAGUGCUACCAGCAGGUGGGCUGCCUUCUGCUCUUCAUUGCUAUGGGCAUCUUCGCCUUCUCUGCCAUGGUCUACACAGUGGAGCACGACGUCUCCAGUACCAACUUCACCAGCAUUCCCCAUGCCUGGUGGUGGGCUGCUGUCAGCAUCUCUACAGUGGGUUAUGGAGAUAUGUGUCCAGAAACUCACCUUGGACGCCUGUUUGCUUUCCUCUGCAUUGCUUUUGGAAUAAUCCUGAAUGGCAUGCCCAUCUCCAUCCUCUACAACAAAUUCUCAGACUAUUACAGCAAGCUGAAGGCCUACGAGUACACAGCUCUCAAGAAAGAGAGGGGGAAAGUCGACUUCACACGGAGAGCCAUGAGGAAAAUAUCCGAAUGCUGCGGAGAGGGGGCAUCCCACCCCUUGUCACAGCAAUGAUACUUUGUGGUUUGGAUAUCGGGAGGCCACCAAGAAGCCGGAGGAGAAAGGGGAUCAAAUCAGCCAAAAAUCAGCCAAAAGAUAAACUAAAAGGGCCAAAAGUGACAAAAGUAGACAGUGAAAUCUGUUUUGAAGGGGGUUGUUUUCAAAACUAAAAAGGCUCUGAUUAAAACAACAGAUUUUUUAAACUCUGCUAGCCUGUGAGCAGCACUUAAGUGCUCAUCAACGCUCUGAAAUUAUUUCCUUCAGAUUAAAUCCUCUGAAUAAGUCCCACAUGAAGAUCUAACCCCCUGCUACUGAUUAGGUUGACAAUAAAGACCCAACAUAAUUGUACAAGCAGAAAACAAAUUGCUGUCACUAAGGGUCAGCCACCUUACUUCUGUUAAGGCAGUAUCAGAAAUUAAACAAACAGAAUACCCAAUAUACUGACUUCAUUACUUAAAUUGGUUUUGCAUGAGCUUUCAAACAGAGGAAAACUGCCUAGAGCACUUACCUAAAUAUUAGCAGCAGCU